Molecule: messenger RNA, 1032 nt
Organism: Danaus plexippus (monarch butterfly)
Lineage: Eukaryota; Metazoa; Arthropoda; Insecta; Lepidoptera; Nymphalidae
Exons: 3
Coding region: 541-1032 (163 amino acids)
Source: RefSeq, a predicted model, not a curated record
UGUUUUUGCUAAGAGUGAGACAGGAUAAAGGGUUAAAACUCAAAUAGAUUUUUUUUCAAAGAAAUACAUCGCUGUACGAAUCAUAUUUUUGAAAAUAUUAUCAUAACAAUAAUAUAUGUAUUUGUAGAAAAUAAAAAACCGUGAUAAAGUAGUUGUGAUAUCUUGUGUUUGAAAAGAUAUUGAGGGAUUAAAAAAUCUCAUUGUUAACAUCGGUUGAUUAUACAAAAUCAAUAUGGCGUCUUCCGGAGUGGAUUUGUCACAGCAUUAUGUUUACGGCGGCUUAUUCAGGGUUCUAAAUAGUAAUGUGAAAAAGUUUGAUGGCGAUAUGUCCGACAGUGUCACUCGAUUGAGCUACUACUAAAAGAAAUGGAAAGUAUUAAGAAGACUGACUUAGUGUAUUUAACAAAUUCGUAAUUAAUUUUUUAUAUAAACAAUACAUACGAGUCUUCUGUAAAUAAGUGCAGUUUUGUAGAAAAUAUUGCUUAAUAUUUAGAUAGUGAACUCUUAGGUUUUGUGAAUUUUGUCUCGCGAUGUCGCACUAUGAGUGGACGAAAUGAUCCCGCCUCAACUUUUGGAUCAGCUUCUUCACCGUUACCUCUCAUGGGUGUGGAACGUGGAACCGGUUGUGGAGGCGGGGGAGGGGGAGGGGGCGGCGAGGAACCUCUCAACGGGGUCGCCGUGGAGCGACGUGAUGACGAGCCGCCUAGAAAGAAGAGCAAGCUGCAUGGGGUCGAGGACGUGUCGGCGCUCAGGAAACGCGUGUUGGAGUACAAGUUGCUCCGGUUGAAGAAUCUGCGAGAAAGGUUCACGGAGCAACUGAGCGAGUUGUAUUUUCUUCAGGCGGGUGGAAACAUGAUGGACUACUCGGCUUGGCGAAAAAAACCUCCAGGUCCACAGCUGACUGCCUUUUUAGAGUCCCGCCGGCCGCCCCUCGUGGUGCCACCCCCGCCGGAGCCGCCCCCCCCAGCGGGCCAGGGUUUCCUCUCCGGCGGUGGCGGUGGCGUCCGAGCCGGCCCCGGCCUGUGCUCCUAG